AUGCCUAUCAAAAACCGACCACCAAUCACAAACAAAAAGGAGAUGGAAGGACUAAGCAGAAAGGUCCACCACAUUGUAAAUGUGACAACCAAUAAGAGCAUGUACAAAGACAUAGAAAAGUACAAAACCUCACAACAAAAGGAGGAAAUGAUAUCUGGUGACAUCCCAAGAAGGCCAUGGCAAACUAUUGGAGUAGAUCUAUUCACAGAAGGCCAAGAAUGGUAUUUAAUAAUGGCCUGCUACUACUCCAAAUUUCCAUUUGUGAGAAAAGUGAAAGACCUGACAGCCAAAACAAUCACUACAGUGGCCCGAGGACUCCUAGCAGAGCAAGGAAUACCAGAGCAGAUCAUAUGUGACAAUGGAACCCAGUUCACGUCACAAGAAUUCAAAAAACUAGCUGAUGAACAUGGGUUCAAUAUUGAAACUUCAUCUCCACACUGCCCCAAAGGUCAUGGGUUUAUAGAAAGACAGGUGCAGACAGUGAAGAGAACACUAGUCAAAUGCCGGAAGACUAGGGAAGACCCACACCUGGCACUUAUGUCCCUACGAGCGACUCCACUGAGAGCUAAUAUGAAAUCCCCAGCAGAAUUGCUGAAUGGCAGGAAGUAUAAAACUACCCUGCCAACUAAGAUCCAACCUCCUAUUGACCAGAAAGAAACAAGGGCAAAGCUAGCAGCCACUCAAGAACGAGCACAGAGGCAUCACAACAAACAUGCACAAUAUUUACCUGAGAUGCUUGGAGGAUAA
Octopus sinensis (East Asian common octopus) is the source of this 747-nucleotide messenger RNA. RefSeq lists its product as uncharacterized. The transcript has a single exon. The coding region runs from base 1 to 747 and encodes 248 amino acids. The record is from RefSeq and is a predicted model, not a curated record. Gene Ontology annotation, molecular function: nucleic acid binding. Gene Ontology annotation, biological process: DNA integration. Lineage: Eukaryota; Metazoa; Mollusca; Cephalopoda; Octopoda; Octopodidae.